Molecule: messenger RNA, 2076 nt
Organism: Neospora caninum
Lineage: Eukaryota; Apicomplexa; Conoidasida; Eucoccidiorida; Sarcocystidae
Exons: 1
Coding region: 1-2076 (691 amino acids)
Biological process (GO): mitotic DNA damage checkpoint signaling; protein phosphorylation
Cellular component (GO): nucleus; cytoplasm
Molecular function (GO): ATP binding; protein serine/threonine kinase activity
Source: RefSeq, a predicted model, not a curated record
AUGAGGCGUCCAAAGUCUGGUUGCACUGCUGGAUCAUUUGUGAAUGGGUUGGCCGUUCAUCGGCUGUGGCUGCUCGUACUUUUUUCUGCGUUGUGGUUCACGCCAGCAAUUUUGUCUCCUAGCAGAGCUGCGGGGCCACCCCGGGCGUUCUUUCCCCUGCAUGCCCAGUUGUCGCGUAUCUUCUUCCCCGCGAAGAGGACCAAUGGAGCGUCCACUGGCUCCAGUUCUUCUCAACAGUUGGUAGAAAUGGAGCCUACGCAGCCAGAGUCUCUUCCUUCGGAACCGUUGCCCCCAAGUACCAUCAAUGCGAGACAGCGGCCUGAAAGGAGGCAACGGCUGCAGUCGGGUUCGCUGACGGAGGCUUCGGUUUCGUCUGAAAACCACGGGGCACGACUCCCUGCACAAGUGGACGUUUCUCCAGAUACUCCAGACGUACCCCCUGGUGGUUCCAUGCAGCAAGAUCUUCCUACCGUCGAUCCAGCCGCGGGGCUGUCACCACAAACGACGCACCUGGGGGCACCUUGGCACUUCUUACGCAACCAAAUGCGCUCUGCUGCCCGAAAGGCCCGUUCUGUUUCCCAAUCGGUCACAAUCAGUGAGAACAGAGUGAACCGACACCAUCGCGAUUCUUUGGAGACGCGGAGUCCCACGUUUCAUACAGAGCCCGAGACGGGCCGACUAACGGCUCGUCGGCAACGCCUGAUGACCUCGCCGCCUCACAUUGACUCAGACGAUGGCCCAGGGAAGGGAACAGCAGCUCCUAACCGGAUUCAGAGCGGAACAUUCCUUGUAUGCCGGCUGUUAACUACAGACAUGAGCGCGGGACAUGCCGAACUGCAAAAACGGCUUGGUGCCAGAACAGGAGGUACACGCAAUCGUCUGCAAGCAGAGGAGUGCGAACAUGCUCAUGGCGCUCAUUUCGCUCUACAGCUGGGCGACCGGCGACAAAAGUUUUCACGUGCCCCCAUAGAGUUUGCAUUAGACGCGACUUUUCCACGGGAGACAGAUGUCCAGUUUAAGUCCGACAUCUCGCGGAAAAUUGUCACUUUACGGAGAGGCCGCGUGCUGGGCGUGGGCUCAAGAUGCAUCGUCGUUGAGGUAAUGCGGGUAGAGACAGGCGAUAAAUGGGCUUUGAAAGCUUUCGUAGUUCCGCGCCACCAGUUUCCCACACAUGGAACUCCACCGCCGUGGGACACAUUCAACAAGGAAGCCUUUGCGAUUCAACAGCUAAAGCACACAGUUCCAGUCGUCGUCUACCGAAAUCUGAGGUUCUUAGUCCCAACAGAUGUGUUGACAUUGCAAGGAGACAAAACGGAGGCUCUGCGGAACAGACAUGAGAUCGGUCCGGCAUUCUUCGCAACCUACCUUCUCUUUCCGUUGGCGGAAGGUUCUCUCUCGGACGUUAUCGAGGUAAUGUUUCCAGAGACAAAGGCCAGCAACGCUGUGGUGCUUCGUGACAACGAGGCACAGGCUCUGGGAGCUCGUCUGACUUUUUCGCUCCAAAUUGUCCGCCUAACGGCGCUGCUUCAUGGACAGGGAGUCGUGCACGGUGACUUGCAGGCGAAAAGCUUCUUUCUAUGCCAAGAUGGCUCUCUGUUCCUCGGUGGAUUUCGUCAUCUGGUGCGAGCAGGAGACCCAUAUCAAAGCCCCAGGCCUGAGACGGUCGGCACUCGCUGCACACCCCCAGAAGUGUUAACCCCCCCGAAAAACGCGAAGUUUACAUUUUCGCUGAAUGCCUGGGGAGUCGGUUGCAUUCUCUACCAACUCUGGUGUGGUGUUCUUCCAUUUGACCUGUCCCCGAAGCCCGAGACAACCACGAGGGUCAUUCUGCCGCAUCUUUUGACUCCACCGUAUUUGCUGAAAAAACGAUUUGGCAAAGGGAGCAACUCAGCAUCUCCAGCUAAGUUUCUGCGGUUUCGGGGCUGUGUACAGAACAUGCCCGUUGAGAUGCACGAUUUGAUAGGACGCAUGCUUCAGGAAAACCCACGAAGCAGGUUGCUCCCGACACAGGCUGUUGGAGAUCCGGUCUUCAAGAGAGUAGAAGAGCAAUCUUUGGUACAGGAGGUCCAGAUCUAG